GCAUGGCGACGGGGAAGCUUUUCCUUAGUCCCCUGGCUGCUGUAAGAUCGCUACUAUUGAUCUGAUUUCAUCGACUAACGUCCUUAAAAUGUUAACAGUAAAAGUCAGCGAAGUUGCUGGGUGUAUUGGGACUCCCUCGUCGCGGUUUGUGACUAAUUCUGGACAAAAUGGGAUACGUUGAAAGUAUUGGCAUGGAGUCGAGAAGAAGGAGUGUGUUAUCUGGGCCUGGCUCCAGCCUUGAUAUUAGAGGAAAACCCUUGAAAAGUAGCCCAUUUUGUCCUCACACUUCUAACAAAGGGGCCCAAUCUCUAAUUAAAUCUCACAUGAUGUCUCACUACAAAAGGAUUUAUUCAGCAAAAGCUGUCAUUGACACCACAGCACCCAAAAGCCUUACGCUUAAUGUGAAAUAUAAUGACCGGAUGAGGCAGGAGCGUCUAAAGAAAGGGGGUCGUCCCCAGUCAGCACAGUCGCUCUCACACAGGAACAGCAGAGCAUCGUGCUCUUCGGCCCAGAGUCGCUUUUCUGUGCAAUCUGAAGGCCGUCCCUACCUCUGCUCUAGAAGCUCUAUGGUCUCCAGCCCCAGGUUUAGCCACUCCUUUUACGCCCAGGAGCUCCCCUCUCCGCCAUACAAAGCCGCCCCUCAGAACCAUCCCUGUCGUCCCUAUUCUGCUUCCGAAAUCAAGCACCGGAGCCAGGAGCCGACUACACACCAGCAUCCAUUGGUGUGUUCCCAGUACACCUCUGGGGAUCAGAGCUUCUUUAGGUCAUUCCAAAACCCUGCAAAGAAGACGUACAGCGGAGACUUGCUCCAGAAACAUUCACAGCGCUUCACCCAAGACAAACCCUUCACGCCCAAGACGCUUAAAUCGGAAAAGAGCUCGUAUCUGUCCAAUUACCGCUACUACAGGGCUCCACGUAAUAACGCAGCGGCUCAGGAGUGUGACGACCCGACGAGACUGAAGCACCGUAACCACACAAAAACCAGGGAGCAGACAAAGGAGUUGUGUGAGCCACAUCAGGGAAAAGAGCACCACCCAUCUGAAGAUGAGUACACAUAUUCAAUAGCAUCAAGGCAACAAGCAAACAAGGGCCGAGAUGAUUCCUUCGACUAUUCCUCCAGGGUCCCGCUAGAGGCUGAAAGGAAAGGAUCUCCAGUUAUGAAGAAUACAAGUGCAGAGGAUGAAGAAUUAAUGUACCUCGAGUUUAUUUCCGAUGUGACAGAAGACAUCUUGUCCAGAGGCUUCAUCUCUAACAGGGUUCUUGACCGUGUGAUUCAGCGGCACAUUGAUAUGAAUCUGCAUCGUCUUGACGAAGCUAAAAUGCGCCACCUUCUGGACAUCUUGCGCAACAACCUAGACGAGCCCUCUACCUUGUCCUCCUACAGUGAAGAGCUCGGGAGAAAAGAUGCGUCAUCCCUGCUCGAUUCCCUGCUGGCGUCUGAUCAGGUGAAAACCGAAGACAACCUCUUUUUUUAUGAGUCGCUGAGGAAAGACAGCGACUGUCCAGAAUGUCCCGAGCCCAUCCUGAGCUCCACACUGCAGUUGUCUCCUAAAAGAAGUUCCCCAUUUGCAAAUGAAAGGACUGAGGGCGAUGAGAACACCAGCGGGGACGUUACUAAUAAUGCAGACAAGAAGGACGAUGAGGACCAGCAUCAAAAAAGCGCUGAUAGGAGCAGUGAACCAGAGGUUGAAGGACAUUUCAAAGAGCUUGAAGACCUGGCAAGACAGUUCUCUGAGUCCCUGAAAGUCAAUGAAAACAACGUGGAUACUAAUACUGUGGCUUCAGUCAGUGAUGAGGACUUCUGAAUUCUGAUGUAUUAGUCAGUGUAUUCUUUUGUUACCAACAGUAUGUUGCUAAAGAGAUAAACCUAUUUACCUUGUUGAAAAUGUAUAGUUUUGUUCGUGUAAUGCUUUGUACACUGGCUGUUUUUAUUUUCCGAGUUUUUUGUAAAUAGGUGAGAAUGCGAGUGUGCCUGAAGUCAGCUGGGAUAGACUCCAGCUUACCUGUGACCUAAAUUAGGACAGAAAAUAGAGGGAAAAGAGUGACGGUCUUAUAGUUGGGUGAAUACGGUAGUUUGUCAUCAUAAUGGUGUUGCUGUGUUUUGUCUCUAAAGUGUUUUGUUUUGACAAGAGUUGGCAAUCAUCAGUGUAUUUCCCAGUUUACAAUAAAACAUUUUCUACCCUCACCUUGCAUUUGCACAGCCUAUCGUUAAAAUUUUCAAAGAAUGUGAUCGGGGGGAAGCCAAGUAUGCAUCCUUGCACAAUGUGAGAUAGGUGGAAGGUAAAGAGACAGGUCAGCGUCCAGCCGGUCCAGGCAGCUGUCCCAUUUGGGGAAUUCUCACCACUCGGCAUUCCAGCUGUCUGAGCUCAUGGCUCCCCCCAAAACCCUCGUGUAUCCCUCCGCGACGCUGCCACUAA
Dunckerocampus dactyliophorus (ringed pipefish) is the source of this 2417-nucleotide messenger RNA. It is a transcript of the gene spata7, whose product is annotated as spermatogenesis associated 7. Gene Ontology annotation, biological process: microtubule cytoskeleton organization; protein localization to photoreceptor outer segment; photoreceptor cell maintenance. The record is from RefSeq and is a predicted model, not a curated record. The transcript is spliced from 12 exons. Lineage: Eukaryota; Metazoa; Chordata; Actinopteri; Syngnathiformes; Syngnathidae. Bases 168 to 1805 code for a protein of 545 amino acids. Gene Ontology annotation, cellular component: axoneme; rod photoreceptor outer segment; photoreceptor distal connecting cilium.